AAAGAAGCUUUUAUGGGCAGAUAGUUUGUCAGCGCAGCUCAAAACGCAAACAAGGUGGCAGCCGAGCCCCCAUCCAUCCUGCUGCACGCCCCUGCAUGUCCAGCCCCAAGCCCUGCGUGCAGCUAGCACACCUCCCUGGGAGGAGACCGCUCCAGCCUGCAAGGAAGUGCUCAUUAUGGAGAGUGGAGAGUGACAGGCCACUCCCGGCCACGUCUCCAAGCAAGCUGAUGCCCCCUCCUCCUGCUGCCGCCGCCCACUGAACCGCCUGGGCUGCAGACGCCCUUGUUGGAGCCUCUGGGGCCAGAUGUUAUAGGGCAAGCUCGAAAUAACCGGGCAGGCCAGCCACCAUCGAGGAAGGGGCAUGUGCUGGAUGCAGACACACGAUCCCAGGGACCCUGCUGGGUGGAACUAAGAAAGCCCAGCAGACCGUGCACGAUCCUGUCCCCACUCACAGGCCCACGCAGCUAGAGGGGCCCCUCUUCUGUGUGCGUCUGGAAGGUCGCUGCCCAGGGAGGAAAUGCCUUUAACCAGCGUGGGGCCGGGCAGCCACAGGAGGCAGAUCAUCCAGGCUCUGUGCCUCUUGCUGCUACUUCUCCACGCCAGCUCUGCCAAGAACAUCUGGAAACGGGCAUUGCCUGCGAGGCUGGCCGAGAAAUCCCGUGCCGAGGAAGCGGGCGCGCCCGGCGGCUCCCGGCAGCCCCGAGCGGACCGUUGCCCGCCGCCCCCACGGACGCUGCCCCCCGGCGCUUGCCAGGCCGCGCGCUGCCAGGCGGACUCCCAGUGUCCGCGGCACCGGCGCUGCUGCUACAAUGGAUGCGCCUACGCCUGCCUGGAAGCCGUGCCGCCCCCACCAGUCCUAGACUGGCUGGUGCAGCCGAAACCUCGAUGGCUUGGUGGCAAUGGCUGGCUCCUGGAUGGCCCUGAAGAGGUUUUGCAAGCAGAGGCAUGCAGCACCACGGAGGACGGGGCGGAACCCCUGCUCUGUCCCUCGGGCUAUGAGUGCCACAUCCUCAGCCCAGGUGACAUGGCCGAGGGCAUCCCCAACCGUGGGCAGUGCGUCAAGCAGCGCCGGCCAGCAGCAGAGAAGACAGCACUGAUCACAGGAUGGAGAAGUGAGCUAAAUUGGGAGAGAUUGCCUGUUAAGACAUCCACAUGUGCUGGCCACAUUCUCACCGACAAAUGCUUUCCUGCUACCAUGGACAGAGGUGGAGGUCAGUGAUGGACGGCAGUGGGAGUUACGAAGUGGGGAUUCACAGCUCGUUGUGCUUGAAUUUGCCAGCAUUUGACCACUGUCUACACACAAAGAUUGCAUUUUCAUAUGGUUCCUCCUAAUACUACACACGUGUUUUAAAUGAAAUAGUUUCUUUUAAUCCUCACAAUAACUUUAAGAGGUACUAAUUUUAUGCCUAUUUUCAGGUGAGGAAACUGAGGCUCAAAGACAAUGAGUGAGGAUUCAUACUCAGGUUACUUUGUCAUUUGCAGUAAUGAAAUCUGAGUCUCUCUUGGGCAGACUUCAAAAGAGCGCCAUCUCUUCCCCAUGUGAACGUAUUCUGUAAUGACAUUUACUCAACAGUGAGUUGAAAUUUGGCUUCCAGUUCAUCUGUUAAGACAGUGGUUCUA
Messenger RNA from Saimiri boliviensis boliviensis (Bolivian squirrel monkey), 1620 nucleotides. NCBI's taxonomy places the organism in Eukaryota, Metazoa, Chordata, Mammalia, Primates, Cebidae. The record is from RefSeq and is a predicted model, not a curated record.